CCUCUGCCUGCCCUUUUGUGCCAAGUUCCACUGUGCCACAGGUUUAUGCCAGGAGCCGUGAAAGAGAGGAAUGAGAAGUGAUGUAAGAUGGAGGCAAUGCUAAAAACUUUGGAUGAACUUAAAGAAGAAGAGCUGCGCAGAUUUCAGUGGUUUCUAUCCACAGACAUUCCAAGGAGUAAUCUGGAGAAUGCUAAUCGACAUGACACCGUGGCCAAAAUGGUGAACCGUUAUGGUGAGGAUGAAGCUGGGGAAGUCAUGCUGAACAUCCUGAAGAAGAUGAACCACAACACUUUGGCUAAGCAGCUGAAAAGCAUGCUUCAAAAUGCUCAAAGAAGACUUGAAGAAGAAUCACCUAUUGUUCCAGCACCAUUGUCUUCUCUUCCCCCAUCUUUUCAGACUAAUAAGACCUCACCUACUUCCAUCUCAGGUCUGCAGGUGCCAGUGAACUGGUAUAAAAGGCGGCGGCUGGGCCGUGGAGCCUUUGGUGAGGUUUACCUCUGCUAUGACACUGACACAGGCCGAGAGUUUGCUGUUAAACAGGUGACCUUUGACCCUGACUGUCAGGAGACCAGCAAGGUAGUGAAAGCACUUGAACAUGAGAUAGAGAUUCUUCAGGCAGUCAAUCACAAGUGCAUCAUCCAGUACUACGGCUUCCUGUGCAACCCCACCCAGAGGACGCUGUCCAUCUUUAUGGAGUUCAUGCCAGGGGGCUCAAUUAAAGCACAACUAAAUGUGCAUGGUGCUCUGCCAGAAAAUAAGACACGCAGAUACACCAGACAGAUCCUGGAGGGAGUUGUCUAUCUCCACAGCAAAAUGAUCAUCCAUCGAGAUAUCAAAGGUGCUAACAUUCUAAUGGACUCUUCUGGAAACGUGAAGCUGGGAGACUUUGGCACCAGCAGAUUUAUUCAGACCACCACCAAGUCAGGCACAGGCAUGAAAUCAUUCACUGGCACCCUCUACUGGAUGAGUCCUGAGAUGAUCACUGGAAAAAGUUACGGGCGCAAAGCUGACGUCUGGAGUGUCGCCUGCACGGUAGUGGAGAUGCUCACUCAGAAGCCGCCGUGGCAUGAAUACGAAGUCUUUGCAGCCAUUUUAAAAAUUGGCUCUGAGCCCACAAAACCCAACCUGCCUGAGGGUGUAUCGGACGAAUGCAGGGAUUUCCUAUGCCAGGUCUUCGUGGAGGAGAAAUUGCGUCCCACUGCAGAGAUACUGCUCACCCACCCAUUCAUCCAGGAUGGCUUCUGAUUUGCUCCAGAACCUGAAAUGCCUGGAGACCUCCCUGUGCCUUCCCGUUAAUGAUCACUACCUAAGGAAAGUUUAGAUGUUCAGUAAGGACAGGCCCUUUGAUGGCUGUGCAGGUCUAUGGUAUCAUGGCAAUCUCUAUCGCAGUUUGGACACAGGAAAGAUUGAUUGAUUGAUUGAUUGAUUGAUUGAUUGAUUGAUUGAUUGAUUACUUUAUUCUGAACAAUAAAGAAGAAAGAUAUAAAAAUAAAAAUUUAAAUAAAAAAUGCAAUAAUCAAAACAUCGUCAUAAACAAACAGAAUAGCGUAGCCACAAGGCAAUAACAUAACAAUGUUCAGAAAGGAUUAGGAAGAAGUAAUAACUUAUCCAAUCCUAACCCUCUAUACCACCGCUAAUCAAAUGUCACUUUCCACCAUAAUAAACUAUAUAUACAAAAGAAAACAAAAGCAAUAAACAAAAAAGAAAACAUACCAAAACAUACCGACAUGGUAUAAUAUCGACCAAAUCAUAUAUACAGAUACUUAUGUUAUGCAUAUAUACACACAUACAAUACAUAUAUACAGUACAUACAUAUACACAUACCUAUAACUAUACACUAAAUACAAGAAGACCAGUCACAGACUUACUCUCAAUUUCAUCAUCACCUAUAUAGUCUGCCUGUCCUCAUUCUCAUAUAUUUUUAUUAACAUGUUUUUAUAUAAUUUUUUAAACAGUUUUAUGUUGGUGCUAUUUUUGAGUUCAUUUUCCAGACCAUUCCACAAUUUCACAAGAUGUCGUCACUGGUGCAGUUGCCCUGUUUUUUCUUCUUUCUCGGCAUUCCUGGGUGUUGGUAGCACAUCGUUCCUCUAGCACAGCCACUCCUGAUGACAGUUUAGCCUUCCAGGACAGCUUUCUAGAAACCUAGCUAGGUUAGCUUCGUAGUUAUUUUCUAGGUGGCAUUAUACCCAACAUAUGUAAAGUUUUUUCUUUCCUUUCCUUUUUGUAAUUUUCGUGUGUGGUAUGAAAUAAACUAUUGUAUUGUACACUCAAA
Neoarius graeffei (lesser salmon catfish) is the source of this 2272-nucleotide messenger RNA. RefSeq names its product mitogen-activated protein kinase kinase kinase 2-like. Lineage: Eukaryota; Metazoa; Chordata; Actinopteri; Siluriformes; Ariidae. The transcript has 4 exons. Gene Ontology annotation, molecular function: ATP binding; protein kinase activity. The record is from RefSeq and is a predicted model, not a curated record. Gene Ontology annotation, biological process: protein phosphorylation. The coding region runs from base 88 to 1245 and encodes 385 amino acids.